AGCGGCAGGACUGAGAGCUCUGUUUAUUGGAAACUAAAUGGCAGCGAAGCAUUUUAACCGUUUCAAGCAACUGGCAGGAGAGAAGCUCUCAGUUCGAGAGAAGUCAGACCGAUUGACGUCAAGCUUAAGUGAGGCGGAGAAGAAAGUGGAAGAGAUUCGUAGCAGCUGUCAAUCAGUAAUAAAGAGAUUGCAUGCAUGUAAUCAAGGUUCUGGUAGUACAUUUGAGAAACAUCAGAAAAAGUUGCCACAUUAUGCAUUAGGAGUAAGUAUGAUGGAGUCAGCAACUUCAAUGGAAGCUUCUGUUUUAUCAAAUAUUUUAAAGGAAGUAGGCCAAGCUCAGUUAGAUAUAUCUAGUCAUUUAACAGAGUAUGAAAUGGCUAUGGAAAAUGAUAUAAUUCAGAAUAUUAAUUCUAUAUUAGAAGAGUGUAAGAAAGUUGACAAAGCAAAAAAGAAACUUUCUUCUGCUCGACUCGAUAUGGAUGGAACUAGAAAUCGGUAUCAGUCUAUUCAAGACAAAUUUUCUCCCAGAGCAGAAACAGUGAAAUCAGAACUUGAUCAGGCAAUAUCUCACUUUGAACAGUGCCAGGACACUUAUGCCACAGAACUUUUUUCAUUCUUAAGUAAAGAAAGAGAAUUAGCUGAUUUAAUGCAUAAAAUGACUGUUCUUCAAAUUACACAUCUGAAAGAAAAACUCAAUGUGUUAGAUGAAAUACUACCACGCCUAAAUAAGACAUUAGAUGUGAGUGCUGAACGUCCAGCUUUUGGUUUCUGUUUAUUGGAUCAUCUUAAAUUGACUGAAAGGACCAUCUCUUAUGUUAUAGAAGAAUGCUGUUUAGAAUUAAGGAGACGGGGAAUGAAAAUGGAAGGGAUAUUCAGACUUGCUGCUAGUGCUGCUAAAUUGAAACUUCUUAAAAAUGCGUUUGAUGCUGCCUCUGCUGACGUCUCAACUCAUGAUCCACAUACAGUCGCUGGUGCAUUGAAGCAAUAUUUAAGAGAACUACCGGAUCCUAUAUUAACGCACGAACUUCAUGCUGAUUGGGUUGCUGCCGCCGGAGUUGCUAAUGAAGGUGAGCGAAUGCAACAGUUAUGGUCUGUAACACAAAACCUUGCUCCUGAGAAUCGAGAAAAUUUGAGGUAUUUGAUGUGGUUCUUACAUGAUCUUUCAAAAUACCAUGAACACACUAAAAUGAAUGUGAACAACAUUGCAAUUGUUAUUGGUCCUAAUCUUCUGUGGUCUAAAAAUGAGACAAUGCAAGGACUGGUUGGAGAAACAGCUCUGUAUACAAGAAUAGCAGAUUGUUUUGUUAGGCAUCCUUCAUAUUUCUUUGGUGACCCUCCUGCUUUACCUGAUGAUUUAGCUUCACCUGAUGUAAAAGAGGAGCCUCCAUUGUUUUCACCAACAAAUGAGCCAAGCACUCCUGUUAGUAAUGAAGACUGUGAUUUUGAACAAGCUCCCACUGAUCCUGGUGAUUUAGAACAGCAAGACACUUCAUCACUAAAUAAACCUCAUGCUCUGCCUAUUACUACUGAAGAAAGACCUACUCCUCCUGCACGGAGAAAUAGAAGCAUAAAGAGGCAGCAACCGCAACCAGAUGCUAGCCCUAUACCUUCGUCUCCAAAAACACCAACUGGUCGUCCUUCGCGUCCUGCCCCUCAGCCUCCUCCUAGUCGUAGUAAAGCUCGUCCUCCACCUCCAUCACCACCACGUGAAAAAUCAUCCCCAGCACUUCUGAAAGAAAAGCCAUCACCUCCACCUCCUUUCAAGCCAAAGGACUCUUCGGUUGAUGAAGAAACAGUGCUCUGAUACAUAAUGUACGUAACUAUACUUUCUUUGUUAUUUAGUGCACUAGUGGAAGAUGUGACUUUAUUUCAAUUUUACCAUUAAGUUGUUGUGUUCAGUGUUCCUGUUAUUGAUUAUUAAUUAUUAUUAUUAUUUUAUUUAAUGAUUAUACUAUCCAGUAUCCAGAAAUAAA
Amphimedon queenslandica is the source of this 1973-nucleotide messenger RNA. Its product is annotated as rho GTPase-activating protein 17-like. The coding region runs from base 38 to 1804 and encodes 588 amino acids. NCBI's taxonomy places the organism in Eukaryota, Metazoa, Porifera, Demospongiae, Haplosclerida, Niphatidae. The record is from RefSeq and is a predicted model, not a curated record. The transcript is spliced from 17 exons. Gene Ontology annotation, biological process: signal transduction; positive regulation of GTPase activity; regulation of Rac protein signal transduction. Gene Ontology annotation, molecular function: protein binding; GTPase activator activity. Gene Ontology annotation, cellular component: cytoplasm; intracellular anatomical structure.